Molecule: messenger RNA, 1771 nt
Organism: Bursaphelenchus xylophilus (pine wood nematode)
Lineage: Eukaryota; Metazoa; Nematoda; Chromadorea; Rhabditida; Aphelenchoididae
Source: the annotation of a GenBank genome assembly
AUGGAUCCAGAUCCUGGGUCUCGAAACGAUGAAACGCUUGCCGCUGUAACGAGGCGAAUCGAAGCUGGACAAGCGCAAACUGCAGUAGUGUCUGAAGCUUUGGCGGCAGCCUGCAUGAUGAAGCGCGUAAGACGGUCUCAGAACUUUGCGACAAAUCGUAAUUUUAAAUUUUUUGCAUUGUUUUUGCUAUUUUUAUCUCAAUGUCGUUGUCUUUUUAAAAUUUUAGGCGAUUAUGACGAACAGCUCGUCGCUUCUUCUCGCGAACAAUAUCAGCAGCAAGCGGUAUGCGUUAAGACAUAUUUAUAUGGGUGUAUUUAGGGGCAACCGUAUAGAAUGUUCAGACAAGUCGAGCUCACCCGGCUGAAGGCACCAAUUGCCCUUCCACGAUGGUCUAGACAUGGUUUUAAACUACAACCUGAGAGUACUGUCGUACCACAAUUAGCUCCUGAAAUUCAUCUGGUGGCGCCAGAUGAGUUUAUUUAUUCUUGCGACGUUGAUGAAAUUGACGAAAGUGACCGUCAAGUUGAUGUUUGUGCGCUGGAAGAAACAGAAGCUAGCGGUUUUCAUGAUUCCUCAGGGGAGGGCGGAUCUGCCAAGAGAGCCAAGUUCAGUAUGAAAAACGAGGCCGUAAGCCCUGUACACGACACUACUCCUCGGAAUGUGAACAAAGCGAGGAUUCUGAAGGAAUCACGUCGGCGAAAAGCUCCGAGGGACUAUUGUAAGUUAUUAUCAUGAAGCUCAUUUCUUUUCUAGAUGAAGACGAAGUUGUUCAAGAAGAAAUAGAGGUGGUUGACGCACCUUCGAGUGAAUACUUCCCUUCAUCAACUAACAGCAUAUCCAGAAGAACGAUCAGCGAUAGAUAUUCUAUCAACGUUUCCGAACUCUUUGACGAGAUUUCAAAACAUGAGCCACAGAACUCCGUGGAGCAUCUGAAUGAACUUUUCGUCAACGAUCCUUCAAUUCAGUAUCCACUAAACGUUAAUAUGCUCGUUCAAGGAGUGAAGAGCGCUACUGUGGAACAAAACGCGAGAAUGAUUGCUGGGCUGGCAAUGCAGGUUAAUUCCUUGAAGAAGGAGGUUCAGAAACUGCAUGCUGAUAUUAUUGAUACAAGAAGUGCAAGUCUACAUCGACAGAAUAACGGACUCACUGGGAGAGUGUUUGAUUUGAAUGCUGAGGUCACACAGGAAUGGGUGCUGGUUGCCCAAGCUCCUCUCAGAUCUGUUGAUUUGGUUGGUGUAGCUAGAGCGCUGGGGGUAAAGAUUGGCCGGAAGAAUUUGCGAAAUCGGGACGUUAUAACACGUUAUAUACGAUGCAUAUUUGAUGAGGUUAGUGCAUCAUUGACUUGCAAGUAGCACCGACUUUUCACGAUGAAGUUUUAACUUCGUUUUUAGAUGAUUCCGAAAGAACUGAUACAUCAAUUCACAGUCAGAGAUCGCCCCAUGUCAAAAGGAAAGGUUAACGACAUCGGAAUAGAUGUGAAAGAGCAAAUAACCGGCGCUGUUCUAGAUCUAUUGGGACUUUAUGACGUUAACAAAUUGUCGAAUACUGCACGUAUUGACCGUGCCCACUUUGCGGAUUUUGCAAACCAAGCAAUGAAAACAGUAAUGUAAGCCUUUUUUUUCGGAAGGUAUCUUAUAGGUAUGACAUGAGGAGAAUAUCACCAAAAAGUAAAAAGCCAGAUCCUGGCGAUCUCGAUGAUUUCUCGGGAUCUCUCCAUUUGCCCAAUCAAACCAUUGAUCAAUCCCAGGAUGCCUCUAUUAAGGUUGAUUAA